Messenger RNA from Mustela erminea (ermine), 900 nucleotides. RefSeq names its product 60S ribosomal protein L36-like. Lineage: Eukaryota; Metazoa; Chordata; Mammalia; Carnivora; Mustelidae. Gene Ontology annotation, cellular component: cytosolic large ribosomal subunit; ribosome. The record is from RefSeq and is a predicted model, not a curated record. Gene Ontology annotation, molecular function: structural constituent of ribosome. Gene Ontology annotation, biological process: cytoplasmic translation.
CAUUGAAAGACAACAUAAGAGAGAGAGAGAAUCUGGAACUAGACUGCCUCUGUUUGAAUUUUGACUCUACCACUUACAAGCUUUCUGACCUUGGGCAAGUUACUUGAUUUCUGUGCCUCAGUUUCCUCAUCUGCAAAAUGGAGAUAAUGAUAGUACCUACCUUAUGGGAUUGUUGAGAGGUUGUAACGAGCUAGUAUAUAUAAAUAGAAUAAUGUCUAGCAUAUAAUAUAUCCUAUAUAAGGUCUAGUUAUUAUUAUUUCUGUCACAUAUGCAGUUAAGAUUUUGAGUUCUUUGUUUUAAGUACUGUGUUAAGAACUUGUAUAUAUUAUCUUUUUAAAUUACCACAAUAAUCUUAUAAGUGGUUACACUUCUAUUCUAUAAAUGAGGAAACUGCUUCUACUGUGGGAUCGAUUAAGAAGCAGCAGCCAUGGCUCAGUGCUACCCUGUGAACUUGGGCCUCAGGAAGGGCCACAAGGUGACUAAGAACAUGAGCAGGCCAAGACACAGCCACCCCUAUGGGCAUCUCCCUAAGCACACCAAGUUCCUGCAGGACAUGAUCCGAGAGGUGUGUGUCUUCACCUCAUAUGACUGUUGUGGCAUGGAGCUUCUCAGGGUCUCCAAGGACAAGCAUGUCCUUUAGUUCGUCAAGAAAAGUGCUAAGAGGAAGAGAGGGGAGCUGAGCAACCUACUGGGAGCUGUGAGGAAAGUGGCAGCCAAAAAAGAUUGAACCCCACCCCUAGAGGGGUAAUAGAGCUUUUGGAACUUGAAAAACAAAGAAAGGAAAGAAAGGAAAGAAUAAGGAAAGAAACUGAGGUCCAAAAAUAUUUAGUGUUUUGCCAAUAGGUAAAUGGUACUGCUAAGAUAUGAAUUCCUAGCUGUGUAGUUGAUGAAUGGAAUAUU